GACAAAGUGCCCUCGACUAAAGUCUCUCCAAUGGGUGCUUCAUCGUCGGUACUACAGUUGCAGCUGCUGCAGCGACAUCGAAGAUGACGCAGACGAUCCUGAUGUCACUACCUGUAGUGUCCAGAUUAUCGAUGGGCUUGCCGAUCUGAUCACAUCGGCCAGACUAUUGCAUCUCACAAGCUUGGAGCUGACCAUGCAUCCUUACGAUGGACCUAUUCAGUCCACCCGAGACGCACUGUUGGCUGCCUUCGCCAAGCUUCUGAACAACCUUACCUUGCCCUUGACUCGUUUUGGCCUAUACGACUUUGAUAUCGACUCCCAUUUAACCUUCCCUGCAAUGCAGCGGCACUUUGCAACAAUCCGGUUCCUGGACAUUAGCAUGAUCCCCUCGGACUCAAGCUGGAUGGUGCAGACAAUCAUGACCUCGUGCCCAUUGUUGGAGGACUUUUCAGGGGACGUAAUUCGGGUGCUGGACAUGAUGGAGGGGGCGCCGUGGGUCUGUUUUGGACUACAGAUACUCCGUCUCGUUUUUGAAGUUGACCCGGAGAACCGCACUCCUGGAAGGACCAAGAAGGAUCAAUGCCUAUUUGCGUACAGGCAGUUAUCCAGGUUGAGUCGGCUCCGAGAACUGGAUUACCAUGGUAGGAACAGUACCCUAGAAGACUGGCACAAUGAAGAACGGCUUUCGUCUAUCCUUAUACAGUCAUCAAGGCACAACCGAGACCUGUGCUUUGAGCCGCAUAUUCAAGGUGUCCACGUCUAUUCCCAUCAUUACUGGCAUUCGGACUAUCCACGGCCAGAGGACUUUGAGCAAAAGUAGCACACGUCUUGAUAUAAAAUGCGCGAUGUACUGUAUUCACCCGAAUCCGGUCCACUUGCGCAGUACUCUGUUGUCUGUCAUAUUGAU
Gamsiella multidivaricata is the source of this 907-nucleotide messenger RNA. RefSeq lists its product as uncharacterized. The record is from RefSeq and is a predicted model, not a curated record. Lineage: Eukaryota; Fungi; Mortierellomycota; Mortierellomycetes; Mortierellales; Mortierellaceae. The coding region runs from base 194 to 820 and encodes 208 amino acids. The transcript has a single exon.